AUCCAAUUUUGUUUCCUAUUUGUCAAUAACCCAACGAAUUAAAGAAGAUUACAAGAACUCCAAAACUUCAGCCGUAUGUCUCUACCUGAACUCCAUUGAUGAAGCUCUCUCUUUCUCUUAACAUCUAGAGCUGAGUACAACUCCCAAUACGAUGGAGUACAAUUACAAUUACAAUACAUGGGCCGGAAUACCGCCAAGCCCAACCUUAUACCCUAACCCUUCAUCACUGACGAUGACGGACCUCGAUCAAUCCGUGCCUCAAAACCCUAACCCUAGUUUGGUCUUUGGUUAUGGACACUUCAAUGGUGCUACUAGCUCCGUGGAAGCAACGAUGGUAUACUAUCAGGACCCGAAUGUGGUGCGACUUUUGGGAUCAAAUGGUCCUUUCAGGCUUGGUGAGGUAGCUGCAGUGUCCCUAAAUGGUGCAGAGAAUUUGACUCCUGCAAAUGUAAAUUCCAACUUGUUUAUCCAACCUCCGAGAAGUGGGUCUUGGGGAAUAGGCCAAAGGAAAAUUAAGGUACAACCUGUAUGGUGUAAUGUUUGCAAACUUGAAUUUAACAGCAAAACUGUUCUUGAGCAACAUGAAUUAGGCAAAAGACACCAAAAAUGUUUGGAUAAAUUAAAAGGAGGCAGUGUUAUCACAGCUCCUACUUCUGUCCCUCUUGUUGCUUCUGCAGCGUCAGAGAACCCACUUGUUGGACUGCAAGAGAAGCCUAACAAGGUGAAUUCAGCAAAUGGACAAGAUUCAGUGGAGAAGGCCGUUAAAGUGGUUGAGAAUUUGGAGACAAAAAAACGAAAAGUUUUGGAAGGAGGAGCACCCACAGACGAGGUCCGUAUUUGUGUUGCUUGCAAUGUGGUUUGCAACAGUGAGACAGUUUUCAAAACUCACCUCAUAGGUAAAAAGCACAUUGCUAACAUAAAAAAGCAACAGAAGUCUGUCUCUGCUUCUCCAUCACUUGUUCCUCCAGAGGACAACACAUCUAUUGGACCACAAGAGAAGCCUGUCAUAGCAAAUUCUGGAAAUGGGCAAGACGCAAUGAAGAAGGAAGCUGAGCUGAUUGGGAAAUUGGAGACCAAGACACAAAAGAUUUUGGAAGGAGGAGCAGCCACAUAUGAGGUCCGCAAGUGUCUUGUAUGUAAGGUGGUUUGCAACAGUGAGACUGUUUUCAGUCAUCAUCUCGCUGGUAAAAAGCACAUUGCUAACAUGAAAAAGCAAGCAUCUGGAGUAGCCCCUGCCAAUUAGAAUGGGAAUUCUGAUGGAAAUUUAGAGGAGAGGGCGCUAGUUCUUGUUUCAUUGUUCAUGUUUCUUACAACCGAUAUGAAAAGUUUACUGUAAAUUAUAUUAUAUGCAAUAUGUUUGAUAGUAAUUCCUCGCUUGAAACCAAUAGAUUUCCUGCAAGUGGGGGUCGCAUUAGCUUUUAUCAAAGUAGAUCAUAAAGAAGUGCUGCUUUUGUGUUGGCACAUUUCCAAUUUCUAUAUAUGGAACUUUCUUGCAACACAAACAAA
Messenger RNA from Solanum dulcamara, 1506 nucleotides. RefSeq lists its product as uncharacterized. Gene Ontology annotation, molecular function: nucleic acid binding; zinc ion binding. The record is from RefSeq and is a predicted model, not a curated record. The transcript has 2 exons. NCBI's taxonomy places the organism in Eukaryota, Viridiplantae, Streptophyta, Magnoliopsida, Solanales, Solanaceae. Bases 152 to 1243 code for a protein of 363 amino acids.